AUGGCACGGCAGCGCGAUUACACGGAUGCUACUGGUACGGCCUCUCCAACGGCACGGGCAAGUGGUGCGGACUUCAUCUCACAAGAUGCCACUAUGGGCGGGGUUUUCGAGCCUCAGGGACUUCAGCAAGCAGAUACGGCACAAGUUGCACCGCGAAUACAGUAUUUCGCCAGAGGCGGACGCUUGCGUCCCUUCAGACUUCUGAAAGUCGACUUGCGCAACCUGAGGAGCAGAUACGCCUCGGACUGGACGAUCUUCAACCAACAGGUUCUCGCCAGUGCCGUGUAUAUCUUCUUCACGAACAUUCUACCCGGCAUUACCUUUGCUAGUGACCUCUAUGUUCUCACUGGCAAGUCCUGGGGUACCAUUGAGGUCGUUUUCAGCACUGGCUUAUGUGGUCUGGCUUUUGCACUAUUCAGUGCGCAGCCUCUGUGUAUCCUAGGCGUUACCGGUCCAUUCUCUGUUCUGGCGGAGAAUAUUUACGAGCUCUGCAAUAGGCACUUCCACGUUGACUUUCUGUCAGUGAUGGCUUGGUCACUUAUCCAUGCCGGCUGGAUGCACUUCUUAUUAGCCAUAUUCAAUGCCCACGACUGGACCAUGCAAUAUGUUACGCACUUCAGCGCCGACAUAUUCUCACUGCUGAACAGUGUCAUUUACUUCCAUAAAGCAGCCCUCGAGUUGAAGCGCACACACUCGCAGGUAUCCCUGGCGGCCUUUCUUUAUGCGGUGAUUGGCGCGUUUGGGACCUGCCUUUUGGCCAUUGUCCUCUCAACGGCAAACUCGUGGCAGCCCUUACUUCACCGCUACGUCCGACUAGGGCUGACCGAAUAUGCCGCGGCAAUAUCAAUCAUCAUAUGGAUAGGUAUCCCGCGCAUCGGAGAGCUUGCCUCUCUAGAUCACGAACGUCUAGAGACACAGACAAGCUUUCGGCCGACCAAUCCGCAACGCGAAGUAUUCUUCGUCGAAUUUUGGAAACUUGAUAUCGGAUGGAUUUUUCUUUCCGUUAUACCCGGUGCCAUAAUAACGGUGCUGUUUUACUUUGAUCACGAAAUCAGUAGCAUCAUUUGCACCGUCGAGCGUUACGGCACGCGGAAACCGGGCGGCUUUGCAUGGGAUAUUGUGUUAUUGGGCAUCACAACAAUUAUCUGCGGAAUUCUUGGAAUCCCACCGGCCAAUGGCCUCCUUCCACAGGCACCAUUGCAUUCAGAAUCCUUAAUUCACUACGUGGAAACUGAAAAUACCGACAUGGAGCCGCAAACAGGCAGCACAUCAACCAAAGUUGCUCGAACAUAUGAGCAGCGGUUCUCUCCCUUCCUGCAGGCCGCUCUCAUUAUGAUAUUCGUGUCUCCCCCGUUUCAGAAGGUCUUGGGGUUAACACCGACGUCUGUCCUGGCCGGUCUCUUCAUGUUUAUGGGCUACCAGAGCCUGUCUGUCAACCCCAUACUCCCGAGAGUCGCCAAUCUCUUAACGCCAACCAGCGAACGAGCAUCUCUCCCGACCAAUGUGACUUGGCUGGGACUGCAUUCCUAUACUCUCACGCAGGUCGUCCUGACUGGCAUUGUUUUUGGAGUGACCUUGACAGUGGCAGCCCCAGCCUUUCCAUUGCUAAUUAUCGCUCUGGUUCCAGUGCGGCUCGCAUUCAUGAAUAAGAUAUGGUCUAAAGAAACGCUACGCGCAGUUGAUGGGUGGGCUUGCCGCCCAGGUAAGCCCGAGGACCCAGGUGAAGAGCAACCGAUACGAAUUGACGAAAAAUCUCGACCGUAG
Cordyceps militaris CM01 is the source of this 1764-nucleotide messenger RNA. Its product is annotated as anion exchange protein, putative. NCBI's taxonomy places the organism in Eukaryota, Fungi, Ascomycota, Sordariomycetes, Hypocreales, Cordycipitaceae. The record is from RefSeq and is a predicted model, not a curated record. Gene Ontology annotation, cellular component: plasma membrane; fungal-type vacuole. Gene Ontology annotation, biological process: monoatomic anion transport; transmembrane transport; monoatomic ion homeostasis. The transcript is spliced from 3 exons. Gene Ontology annotation, molecular function: solute:inorganic anion antiporter activity; borate efflux transmembrane transporter activity. The coding region runs from base 1 to 1764 and encodes 587 amino acids.